UGUCAUUUUUGUAUGAAGUCCAAGUGUGUGUGUCUGAGAGAGAGAAAGAACAAGAAAGCGAGAGAAAGGAACUAUUAUUAGUCUUUGCGUCUCUGUCUUUGGUCUUUCCGUUUACUUCCUUAUUCCCCCCCCCACCUUAUACGCUCCAAUAUGCUAAAUAAGUAAGUAGCUAUUUUCAUCACUUUCCUCAAUCAUCAUUCUAAUCAAGCAGCUUUCAUCCUUUUCCCAUUAAUUUUCUCUUGCUUGUGGCAGGUUGCUAAAGCAGCUUCACAUUGUUUUGCUCAGCUUUUGAUGGAAGCUUGAGAUUGAAAUAGGCAGAAGGUCAUUAUUCAGAAGAUGGGUGGCCUUUGUUCUAGAAGAGCUACCGCUGAUAGCACAACAGAUGGUGGAAUUCUACAUUUGAAUGGUCAUCUUACUUAUUGUGCUGGAAUAUUUUAUCAGUUGCAUGGAUUGUCCAAACAACCAAAUUGUGAUCCUACGCAAUCCCCUGCUGGGGAAAGCGCCGAUAAGCAACUAAGUGAACCAGUGUUAUCUUUUCCGGAGGUGAAUGUGAUUUCUCGUGGGGUUCCUAUGGAUGAUGUUGAUGAUGGAAUUCCAAGAUUGUCCAGGGCUUUAUCUAACAAAUCCAGAUCAACAAGGUCAAAGCAAGUUGCAAUUGCAAAGGUUUCGGAGGUGAGUUCACUGUUGGGAAGAGCUGGUACAGCGGGGUUCGGCAAGGCUGUCGAUGUGUUGGACACACUGGGUAGCAGCAUGACAAAUUUAAACCUAAGUAGUGGUUUUGCAUCAAGCAUGGCAACCAAGGGAAAUAAAAUUUCAAUUUUGGCAUUUGAAGUUGCAAACACCAUUGUCAAGGGUGCCAAUCUUAUGCAUUCUCUUUCAAAAGAGAAUGUGCAACAUUUGAAGAAGGUGGUGCUUCCUUCAGAAGGUGUGCAGCUCUUGAUAACAAAGGAUACGGAUGAACUCUUGAGAAUCGCUGCAGCAGACAAGAGGGAUGAACUGAAAAUAUUCUCCGGUGAAGUGGUUCGUUUUGGAAAUCGCUGUAAAGAUCCUCAAUGGCACAACUUGGAACGUUACUUUGAAAAGCUGGAAUCUGAACUGACACCUCAUAAGAACUUGAAAGAAGAAGCAGAGGCUGUAAUGAUGCAGUUGAUGAUCUUGGUUCAGUAUACAGCUGAACUGUACCAUGAAUUCCAUGCAUUGGACAGAUUUGAACAAGAUUAUCGGCGUAAAGCUCAAGAAGAGGAUACUUCAAAUGCUACUCAGAGAGGAGAUAGCCUUGCAAUUUUAAGAGCAGAGUUGAAAAGUCAAAGGAAACAUGUCAAAAGUUUGAAAAAGAAAUCUCUCUGGUCCAAGAUAUUGGAAGAGGUGACGGAGAAGCUUGUGGACAUUAUGCAUUUCCUUCAUUUGGAGAUCCAUGCUGCAUUUGGCUGUGCUGAUGAAGAGAGACCUACGAAAAACACCCACCAGAGGUUGGGAUCUGCUGGUCUUGCAUUGCAUUAUGCGAAUAUCAUCACUCAGAUUGAUACACUUGUUACUCGAUCAGGUUCAGUGCCCCCAAAUACAAGAGAUGCUCUAUACCAUGGGUUGCCACCAAGCAUAAAGUCAGCUUUACGUUUCAAAUUACUGUCAUUCUCACUCAAGGAAGAGUUGACAGUGCCACAAAUCAAAGGUGAAAUGGAGAAAACAUUGCAGUGGCUUGUACCCAUGGCAGCCAAUACUACCAAAGUCCAUCAUGGCUUCGGAUGGGUUGGCGAAUGGGCAAAUACAGGGUCCGAUAUAAAACCUGCUAGCCAGGUUGAUCUUCUUCGGAUUGAGACACUGUAUCAUGCAGAUAAGGAGAGAACAGAAGCAUACAUUCUCGAAUUAGUGGUGUGGCUCCAUUAUCUUGUGAGUCAGUCAAGAAGUGCUGCUAAUGGUGGAGUAAGAUCUCCGGUAAAAUCUCCAAUCCAUUCCCCUAAUCAAAAGACGAUUCAGUUGUCUAGCCACAAACCAAGCUCUCCAUCAUCCCCGUUAACGGUUGAAGACCGAGAAAUGCUUCGUGAUGUAAGCAAGAGAAAACUAACUCCAGGGAUUAGCAAGUCUCAAGAAUUUGCAGACACAGGGUUGAGCAAGUACCACAGGCUGAGUAAGAGCAGUAGCCAUUCACCUAUAAAUGAAACCAGAAAGAACCCUUUCCCUAUAAGGAGACCGUCUUCUGUUCCAGUGUUUGACUUUGACAUUGACCGGAUGAAAGCUUUGGAUGUUAUCGACAGAGUGGACACAAUUAGAGGUGCAUAAUGGUUACGAUAUUCAGCUGCAUUGCCAAGUCAGUAUAUCAUGUGCAUAGUGGUAUGGUUAUUUACUGCAUUUGGUUAUUUACUGCAUUUUCAAGCCUGAAUAGUGCUCUUUUAGUUUGGCUGAGGCCUAAUGCAUCAACAGAUCAUCUUCAUGUGUCCUGGUUGUGUUUGGGAGCUGAAUUAUCUCUAACACGUAGCAGAUCAGAUAUCUGUUGCCAUGCAAUAUUUCCAGUAAGUUCAGGGUUCAGCGAUGAGUCGUAGUGAUUUUCUCUCUUUUUUGUUUUCUUGGAAAAAAGGGGUUUGGGACCGGAACAGCCAUGUUGGGUAGGUGGAUGGGACAAGGAGAUAGAGUAGAAUCCCUUUUUUUUUUUUUUUUUUUUUUUUUGGUGGAGAAAUGUGUAUUAGAGGAUCUAUUAUCUUAUGUACAGAAUGAUUUAAAUAAUUAAAAGUUACUCCCUUUGUCCCAAAAA
Lycium ferocissimum is the source of this 2746-nucleotide messenger RNA. RefSeq names its product protein PSK SIMULATOR 1-like. The record is from RefSeq and is a predicted model, not a curated record. Gene Ontology annotation, biological process: positive regulation of growth. Lineage: Eukaryota; Viridiplantae; Streptophyta; Magnoliopsida; Solanales; Solanaceae. The transcript has 13 exons. Bases 337 to 2277 code for a protein of 646 amino acids.